AUGGGUUAGCUUUAAUAUAUUAUAUAUAAUGAUGGUUCUUAAAACAAAUAAUUCAAAAUUUGUGAUAUCCCCAACGAAUUUUUUUAAGAGUUUCAUUUUUAGGUCAGCUUGCCUUGCAUUUUACAUGAUAGCCAUUUGACAAAAAUAGAAGAACAAUUCAAAAAUAACACACUUUUUAAUAACUUAAAAAGGAAGGUGUAGUAAGCAAAUCAGAAGUAUAUCCGACUUAAAGAUAUAUCAUAAUAUAAUUUAUUUUCAUAUGUAACUAAUACUAAUAAGGUCACAUUAACUGAUUGUAAUAAAUUUGCAAUAGAAAAAAUAGAUGAACGCUUACUAUAUUAUUUUUCUAUAACAAUUCAGGAGUAAUAUUUUAUCUAUUCAAGUAAAGAAGCUAAGAUUAUGAUUGAAGAUUUCAUAAUUAGUGUUAUUGUUCUACCAAACAAUAAAAGGUUUUAGAUUCUAAAUAAUGAUACUGAUGAAUCGUUAUAUAAUAAAGAGUAUAAAAAGUAAAUUCCAAUUUACACGGCUAUUUGGGAGUAAUUAAAAUAUGAGAAUGAAAAAUGGACAUUGAAUUUGAGUAAAGAAGAGUGUACAUUUUAUAAGAAAGUUGAUCAAUAUCCUGAAUCCUUUUAUUUGAAUGAAGAUUAGACAUUAAUUGUUAGAUGCAGAUAUGCCAAUGUUAGAGUAAGUUAGAUUGGAAAUUAGUGA
Messenger RNA from Paramecium tetraurelia, 708 nucleotides. RefSeq lists its product as uncharacterized. The record is from RefSeq and is a predicted model, not a curated record. NCBI's taxonomy places the organism in Eukaryota, Ciliophora, Oligohymenophorea, Peniculida, Parameciidae. The transcript is spliced from 2 exons.